GGACGCGCAGGCGCUGCCAUGGCGACGGCRGCGCAGGAGCGCGGGCGGGACGCGGGGCCGGAGGAAGGCCCGGGGGAAGGCCCGGAGGGGGCCCGGGAUGAGGCCCCGAGCGGCGCUGAGGAGAAGGUGAAGAUCAUCUGCCUGGGCGACAGCGCCGUGGGCAAAUCCAAGCUGCUGGAGCGGUUCCUGCUCGAUGGCUUCCGCCCCCAGCAGCUGUCCACGUUCGCCCUGACGCUGUACCAGCACCGUGCCCGGGUGGAUGGGCAGGAGGUCCGCGUGGACUUCUGGGACACAGCAGGCCAGGAACGGUUCCAGAGCAUGCACGCCUCCUACUACCACCAGGCCCACGCCUGCAUCAUGGUGUUUGAUGUGCAGCGGAAGGUCACCUACAAGAACCUAAACAACUGGUACAAGGAGCUGAGGGAAUUCCGCCCAGAGAUCCCGUGCAUUGUAGUGGCCAACAAGAUUGAUGUGGAUAUGAAAGUGACGCAGAAAAGCUUCAAUUUUGCCCGGAAGUUCAGUUUGCCCUUUUACUUCGUGUCUGCUGCCGAUGGCACCAACGUGGUGAAGCUCUUCAACGACGCCAUCAGACUGGCCGUGGCUUACAAACACCACUCGGGAGACUUCAUGGACGAGGUCCUGCGGGAGCUGGAGAGUUUUGACCUGCAGAAGACAAGCAAGGAUUUGUCAGAUAAAGGGAAGAGCUGCACAGAAGAUGAGGCUCCAUCUGCCUAGGCCUGGACCCUAAGCCCGGUUUUCCCUUGGGUCUCAACUUCUGGGACYCGCACAGAGGAUGUUCUGGGGCCUGGACGGUGAUGUUUCUCAUGCCCUAGAGCUAURGUGAUGGGCUUCUUCCCUUCUUGUGGGAAUCUAUCUGGGCAGGAUCUUCAUUGGCUCAGCCCUCCUCACUGCACAUUUCGCUCAGGGGAGGAGCAGGAGAAUCCACAUGAUUCCACAUGGAUCAUUGCUCAUUCAWGCUGCUCCUUCAGGACACAGCUGGCUGGGAGAGGUGAGCGGUCUUGGACCUGCAGAAAGGAUCCUGCCCAGAUGCAGUAGUGGUACCUGCUGCAGAAAGCAAACACUAAAGAAUAUUUUUUACAAAGCUGUGAGCUGGCAUUUUCCCCACACUGCUGCUGUAAGGAAGGUGUCACAUGGUAUAAGGCCACAGGCCAGCCCUGCCUGCUCACAGAUGAGCUGCUGCUGUCUCUGUCCUCCCUGACCUCUGUUGUAAUGUUCCUGGGCUCCCAUCCGUUCUGCCCCCAAGCAGGCAGAUCCCAUGGGCUGCUGAGCACAGGAGGUUUCUCCUUCCAGGUCCCUGUAGCUGACAUAGGUGGGCUAAUACCCACGGCUCGUGUGUGUGUGUGUGUGUGUGUGUGUGUGUGUGUGCACAAGAUGCUGCAUUCCAGAGAGCUGGAUACACACACUUAGACAUGGAAUGGACUCAUGGAAUGGUUUGGGUUGGAAGGGACCUUAAAGAUAAUCUCAUUCCAACCCCCUCCCAUGGGCAGGGACACCUUCCACUAGACCAGGUUGCUCCAAGCCCUGUCCAGCCUGGUCUUGGACACUUGCUUCAGGGAUGGGGCAGCCAUAGCCUCCAUGGGCAACCAGUGGCCGGGCCUCAUCACCCCCUGAGUAAAAACCCCUUCCCAACACCUCAUGCAAAAAUCUCCCCUCCUCUGGAUUUGAACCAUUCCUUCUUGUCUAUCAUGACCUGCCCAUGCGAAAAGCUGCUCUCCCCCAUUAUUAUAAMCUGCUUCAGGCACUGGAAGGGGGACUGAGGUUUCCCURGAGCCUUCUCCAGGCUGAAGAACGAAUGKGAACAGCACAGCAGACGGACAGACAGAGCAGUGACUCUCCAAGCCCGUGGGUGCACUGAGCAGGGCUGAAAACACGGUUAAUGGUGAACACAGAAACUUUACUU
This is a messenger RNA of Malurus melanocephalus (red-backed fairy wren), 1921 nucleotides long. Its product is annotated as rab-like protein 2A. Gene Ontology annotation, cellular component: Golgi apparatus; endosome. The record is from RefSeq and is a predicted model, not a curated record. Lineage: Eukaryota; Metazoa; Chordata; Aves; Passeriformes; Maluridae. The coding region runs from base 19 to 735 and encodes 238 amino acids. Gene Ontology annotation, molecular function: GTP binding; GTPase activity. The transcript has 8 exons.